Corticium candelabrum is the source of this 4105-nucleotide messenger RNA. RefSeq names its product 1-phosphatidylinositol 4,5-bisphosphate phosphodiesterase eta-2-like. Gene Ontology annotation, biological process: phosphatidylinositol-mediated signaling; release of sequestered calcium ion into cytosol; lipid metabolic process. The transcript has 21 exons. Gene Ontology annotation, molecular function: phosphatidylinositol-4,5-bisphosphate phospholipase C activity. NCBI's taxonomy places the organism in Eukaryota, Metazoa, Porifera, Homoscleromorpha, Homosclerophorida, Plakinidae. The coding region runs from base 21 to 3980 and encodes 1319 amino acids. The record is from RefSeq and is a predicted model, not a curated record.
AGGAAACUCUUUGGUUGACAAUGCAGCAAGGAGAUUCACUGAUUGACGAGUUCGUUCUUCAAAUGCAGCCCCUAGAAGAGCCCAUCUUUUUUAUUCCAAAGGAAGACAGAAAUGCGGUAGCUUUCCUGUGUAGGUCUCAACGGUUUACCGAACGCGGGCAAAAGGUGGCAUGCGUCUUGGACUCUGCACAUCAUCAGCUACGCAUACAGUAUAUGAGAGACAGCAGUAGUGAAUGCAAAUAUCUAGAUUUUGCAGACAUGAAGUUGGUAAUUUCUUCUGGAAGACAAGCACGAAGAGCACGUGGUGGAGAGAUGACAGGCCAUCUUAUUAAUAUUUACUAUGGGAAUUGGCCUUGGAAAGUUCUCAGUCUUUCUUCUCCAGAAGCUGAUGUAGCUGAUCUAUGGGUUAAAGGUUUAAAUGUUGUGUUGAAGUCUGCUAAUCAGUACUUCAGAGGGAUGGAUGGCAGGAGUAAUGCAAGAGAAUUUUAUGAUAAUCCUCGGGUGGAUUAUUGGUUGAAGAAACGGUUUACACAGGUGUACAGGCAACAUGGAGGAAAGGUACCCAUAGCAGCUGCUAUUUCUGAGUUUACUGGCAUUACAGCUGCAAGAGCAGAGCAGUUGUUGAAUAUCUUGAAAGGGAUCGAUGAUCUCUUACUUCUGCGACUUGAAGUCAACAAACAUCAUAUGUGUUUUGACUCUUUUUGUAAGCUUCACCUAGUAAUGUGGCUAGCCAGAAGAAGAGACAUUAUUGAGCAUUUUGAGAUGUACGCUCAUAAACACAACCCGUUGGAUAGGCAAAGUCUGUUGCGAGCACCACCUGACACUUUUGACUAUCAGCUACAGCAUAUUGUAAAGUUUGUCAAUAUGAAGUUGACAUUGAAUGCCGAGUGUUUCCAUGCUUUUUUGAAACAACAAGGCACUAGAGUAGAACUUCAAGAGGCUGAGUCAAUGAUUGAUCAAUUGAUGGAUGGAUUUCGAGCAGAUACGCACAGCUUGAAUGUCCUUGGAUUUGCACGUUAUUUUAUUAGUCACAGGAAUUCUGCUUGUGAUUUGGAUUCUCCAAAACUGACACCGCUUGAUGACAUGGAGCAGCCAUUAUCUCAUUAUUACAUUGCAUCAUCACACAACACAUAUCUGACUGGAAAUCAGUUCACGAGCAAAUCCAGCACUGAUAUGUAUAUUCAGGUUUUGCACUUGGGAUGUCGUUGUCUUGAAUUAGACUGUUGGGAUGGAAGUGAUGAUCAACCAGUCAUACGUCAUGGAUACACUAUGACAUCAGAAAUUUUGUUUUCUGAUGCUGUGGAAGUCAUUGCAGAACAUGCCUUUGUGACAACUCAUUAUCCUCUCAUUCUUUCCCUUGAAAACCACUGUGGUCAAAAGCAGCAGCAGUUAAUGGCAGAGAUUCUCUGUAAAUUCCUUGGCAAAUAUCUACAGACAAGCUAUUUGGAAGGAAAUAAGUGUGGCAAAGAGUUGCCAUCUCCAGAGCAAUUGAAGUAUAAAGUUCUCAUCAAGCAAAAGAAAGGGUUAGAAAUAGCAAAAGUGGCAGGUGAACAACAAUCUCCAAAGACAGAAUUCUACUUGCCGUUUCCGGAGGAACCAUUUAAAGCCAGCAGGGGAGAGCAUUUAAACCUUCAUUCGUCUAUUGAAUUUGAAAGCAAUAGUGAUGAAAGUGUUCCUGUCAGCAAGAAAGAAACUGACAGCAAUAGACAUCAGUCCGUUAGUGGGUCAUCUGGUGAAGAAAGAGAUGAUGGUUCUGAAAGUGACAUAUGUAGUCCAACAGAAGGUGAUAAGGCAUUUGGCAGGGACGAGAUACUUGAGCCUGAAAUAGAGGACUCUGAUCUUGAAGAUAUAGAGGACGUCCAGCCAAUCAUUGACAGUGUAGAACUGUCUUUCCUUGAAAACUCUGAGAUCAAGAUGAGCAGUGACAAAUGCUUGCUGCCACCACCUGCCAGUAGGGGUGAACAGUGUGACAUAGACUCUGAUCAUGUAAAGAGAUCCAAACGUGGUUCAUUUAUUCAAUUUGUGACAAAGCUAAAGAGGCUCAAGGGGAGUCGAUCAAGUCUUUGUGCGUCGUCAGAACAGCAAAUGUCACCUUUGAUGCCACCAAAGAGAUGGACUAUAGCGUCUUCUGCAGUUGUUCCAGAGUUGUCACAAUUAGUGACCUAUGUACAGCCUGUUCCUUACUCAAGACUAAAGGGUUAUGGCUACAUGAAUGAUCAAAAGCGUCCUUGUGUGGAAAUGUUCUCAGUACCAGAGGGUAUAGCUACAAAGCUUUGUAAAGAAAAGCCAGCUGAAUAUACAACGUACAGUUGUCGGCACACCAGCAGAGUGUAUCCAUCUCCAGUGCGUGUAGAUUCAAGCAAUUUCAACCCAUGUCAGUUUUGGCAAUGUGGUUGCCAGAUGGUUGCUCUCAACUAUCAGACCAACGAUGCCAAUUUGCAGCACUACUUGUCAAUGUUUCAGCAGAAUGGAGGAUGUGGUUAUCUUCUCAAACCCAAAUAUCUAAGGGAAAUGAUUUUUGACCCAGUUUUGGGUACACACAAUAGUGCUGUGGAACUAAGUGUUAAGGUUUGGUCUGCACAAAAUGUACCAGAAUGCUUCAGGUCAAUUUCUUUGUCUAUUGAGGUUUUUGGUCUGUUGUCUGAUAUGGCUCAAUAUCAGUCAUCUGCUAUUUCCAAUAAGACUGGAUUUCCAGUUAUGAAUGUUCAUUUCAGAACAUGUAUGGACUUUCCUGAGCUAACGUCAAUACGCUUUGCUCUUUUUGGAGAAAAUCUAGAUGAAAUUGGAUUUAUUCGACUGCCUGUGAAAUGUUUUCAUAGUGGUUAUAGGCACAUGUACUUACAGUCAAGACAAGUAUCACUUUGUGGACCAUUGUCACUGUUUGCAAGGAUCAAAGUAAGAAAGAUCAGCAGUUCUGACAAUGGUAGGAAACAAUCAGUGCAGUCAAUUGACAAUUCCCCUUUCUUCUUUCGUGUGUGGACCACAGUUGACAGGCAACAGUUCGACACAGUUUGUAUCACAGAUACAGAGACAGUUCAAGAGAAAAUUCAAGGUUUUCUAAGGCAUGGAACUUUCCAGUCAACAGUUUUGUGCAUGACAGCGGAAGCUACAACGGAAGCUCUUAUUAGCUUGAUUUUAGAGGAAGCUAAUGGUGAUGGGAAGCUUUGUGAAUGUUUUGGCUUGCGGUUGGUGAAAGAUGGUGCUGAGGCGCAGUUGCUGAGACAAAAUGAAAAGGCACUACAAGUUCUUCAUAAAAAGGGCACAACUUGCUUACUUCUUCAGAAGACUCAAGAGUCACGUAUUUGUGUUCAUCUGGAUGAACACUGUGGGAGAGCACGACGUUCCACAGUUGUGGACUUGACUUCAUUGACUACAGCAAGAAACUUGGUUAAUUAUGUUGUGAGUUGUCAAGAACCAGGAGACAAUUUUGUUCUGGCCGUUUGUCAAUUGGAAAGUAAAACACGGGCACGUAAUGUUAUCAAGGAUUUAGAAGAUUCACAACCUCUGGAAGAAAUCCAAGCGCAAUUAAAGGACGGUUGUGAAUUGUAUGUCUACAAGAAGAUGACGUCUGAUGGUGGUUCACUUGGGUCGGGGACUAUCAGUACCAAGGAAAUUGGUCAGAUUGAAGUAAAGGUACAAGAACUUAAUAUGAAGACAGUGACUGUUGUGACUGAUUCUAACACAAGAGUGAGGGACAUCAUUAAGGAGGUAGUUAAGAAAGAGCACCUUCGGGAUCAGGAAGUUGGAGGGAGCAUCUUUAAGGAAUUUUCUCUUGUUCAACGGUUGAGCAGUGAUGAUAGAGAUGAGAUAGUUCUGCUGCCUGAUCAAGUGAUUGCACACACUACUAGUAGUAAGAAGUUAGGACAAAGGACUGAAUAUAUUCUCCAUGAUAAAAGAGAAAAAAUUCGAGCUCGUUCUCCCCUAAUUACCAGGUCUCAAGCCAAAAUGUAUAAGGAUGGUCGAGAAUCAAGAAAGAAGUAAGAAAGAAGAUGGAUGAUUCUUAAUACCCUUUACAUUCAUUUAGUUCUCUCAUUUUACGAGAGCUGCAUGAUGUUAUUGAGGCGCAACCGUCAAGUGCUUAGAACAUUACAAACGGCUACUAUUCA